Molecule: messenger RNA, 2627 nt
Organism: Tripterygium wilfordii
Lineage: Eukaryota; Viridiplantae; Streptophyta; Magnoliopsida; Celastrales; Celastraceae
Product: subtilisin-like protease SBT2.5
Exons: 9
Coding region: 163-2592 (809 amino acids)
Biological process (GO): proteolysis
Molecular function (GO): serine-type endopeptidase activity
Source: RefSeq, a predicted model, not a curated record
ACAAGAAAGGCAUGCGUAGUUUUCGUGCAUCAAAAUGGGACGCAUCAUUCUACUCUGUUACCUAAUCAUCCAAUUGAAGCUGCCCUUCCCAUUAAAUGGAGAUUUGACUACAAUGACUUGCUCCUCAGGACCUCAGCUUGAUCAUCACACCUGCAUCCAUCAAUGGCUUCCAUGAUCACUUCCAUUCUUUCUAUUUCUUUACUUGUAACUCGGUUUUCUCAAUUAGCAAAUGCCAAGGUUUUCAUGAUUCUAAUGGAGGACGACUCUGUUUCUUCAUACAAGACCAAACAAGCACAUCCCACCAGAGCUGAUGCAGAUACUAUGGUGUACAAAGAGCAAUUGCGUAGCGGUCAUGACAUGUUCUUAGAGUCUCUACUUGAGAAGGGCACCUACACCAAACUCUACAGCUACACACAUUUGCUUAAUGGGUUUGCCAUCCAUCUUACAUCUGAGGAGGUCCUAUCAGCCCUUCAUAAUGCAACAGGAGUUCGGGCCAUCCAUGAAGAUGUCAAGAUGGAGAAGCUUACAACUCAUACUCCUGAUUUUCUUGGGCUUCCUGAUGGUGUAUGGUCGACUUUAGGAGGAGCAGAGACAUCUGGUGAGGGGGUUGUGAUCGGUUUUGUUGAUACGGGGAUAAAUCCUAACCAUCCCAGUUUCGUGGCUAAUUCGUCCUUAGCCUUUGCAAAUGCUACCAACUUCAGAGGAAGUUGCGCCACAGGGGAGCAGUUCCCUUCAGAAGCAUGUAAUGGAAAGAUAGUGGCGGCACAAUAUUUUGCGCAAGGAGCAAUUGCUGCUGGGGAUUUCAACGCCACACGCGACUAUGCAUCACCCUUUGACGCGGAUGGUCAUGGAAGCCACACAGCAUCAACAGCUGCUGGAAAUCACCAAAUGCCAGUUUCUGUAAAUGGCUUCCAAUAUGGAUAUGCAAGUGGCAUGGCACCAGGAGCCAGGAUUGCUGCGUACAAAGCUCUUUAUACUUUUGGAGGGUACAUGUCAGAUGUUGUGGCUGCAGUCGAUCAGGCAGUGGAAGAUGGAGUUGAUAUACUAAGCCUCUCGGUAGGGCCAUCCAGUGUUCCUCCUGGUCCUUCUGUCUUCCUCAACAUUCUAGAAGUGGAGUUGUUACUUGCGACAAAAGCUGGUGUUCUUGUUGUCCAAGCUGCUGGCAAUGGUGGCCCUUCUUUCGGUUCAAUCCUUUCUUUUAGUCCCUGGAUAACUACUGUUGCUGCAUCCACCACCGACCGCAAGUAUACAAGUACAAUCGUGCUAGGCAAUGGACAUAGCUACUCUGGCGCCGGCCUUGCUCCUUCGACAGCAGGAGAAGUGUCUUUUCCUAUUGCUGCAGCCGCUGAUGUUUGCUUGAGGAACAACAGCGAUAUCCUAGAAGUUGACAACUGUCGACAUCCAGAAUUCUUCAUUUCAACAUUGGCUCGAGGAAAGCUGAUUAUUUGCACAUAUACAUUCAACUUGGAAUAUGAGGCUGCAGGCAUUGCAACUGUAGCAGACACCAUUGACAGAGUAGGGGCUGCUGGUGUUGUCAUAACAAUGGACCCUAAUAUUGGUCUUGAGCAAGUCAAGGGCACCACAAUGACGCUACAAGUCCCUGCUAUCGUACUGAACGACCUGCAUGCCUCUUCGGAUCUGUGGAGGUAUUACAACUCCAAUACUGUUAGGAGUAGGACAGGGCGAGUAGUGGUUUUCGGUGCAAAAGCAAGAAUACUGGAUGGAAGGGAAGCGACGUAUUCACAGCAUGCACCAGUUGUGGCAUUUUACUCAUCUAGAGGUCCUGAUGUGAACAAUGCACUGCUGCAAACUGCUGACGUUCUAAAACCGAAUGUCAUGGCCCCAGGUUCCUCGAUUUGGGCUGCGUGGAGCCCCAGCAGUGAGGGUGAUCCAAAUAUCAGAGGACAGAACUUUGCGCUUGUUACAGGUACGAGCAUGGCUACUCCUCAUAUAGCUGGUGUUGCAGCUUUGAUCAAGCAGAGACACCCCAGGUGGGGUCCUGCUGCUAUCACAUCGGCAAUGAUGACAAGUGCAGAUGUAUUUGAUCAUUCUGGCUCUCCCAUCUUAGCACAACUAACCAACCGACUAGCUCCUGCUACCCCAUUUGACUUGGGCGCUGGAUUUAUCAAUUCAACUAGAGCCAUUGACCCAGGUCUGAUAUUCAAUGCCCAUUUUGAAGACUAUGUUCAAUUUCUAUGUGAUGUUCCUGGUGUCGAUGAUGAGUCUGUGAGACAUGCGCUAGGAAUAGAGUGCCCUCCAAGUAGAAGGGCAUGGUGCUCUGAUUUGAACACAGCUAGUAUAGCAGUUUCAAAUCUUGUUGGAUGGAGGAGAGUGGUUCGGCGAGUAUCAAAUGUGGGCAAUAGGACUGAAACUUACAGAGUGACUGUGAAAGAACCCUUUGGUGUGAGAGUUACGGUUAGCCCUCAAGUUUUAGGCAUAAGAGGGCAUGGUUCAAGGCAUCUAAGGAUUUUCUUAAGAGCCAUCAGGGCAACAAGAGCUUACACAUUUGGGGAGAUAGUAUUACAUGGAAGUAGGAAGCAUGUUGUUAGGGUUCCGAUAGCUGUGUACGUAAGCUCCUCCUUUGAGUCUUGAGAUUUUCUUUGGAUUUACAUUUUAAAAUGCCUCAC